CCAGUUCUUACGUAAGUGAAAACAACAUUCUUAUGAUUGUCAUACUGAAAAAGUCUGCUUUGUUGGAGAUAAUCCAGUGUUGAUCAUAGAUCACAGCAUUUCUUUCUGCUGUACAGAUCAGAGAAGAGCAAUUCAUGAUCUUUUUACCUGUCUGAGUCAAGCUGCCAUACAGGCAGCCCAGAACAUUUCUGUGAUACACCUGACAUGAUGACCACUGCCAUCAACGGGGUCAGCACGUCCCUGAAGCAGACCAAGAACAUUGGGCCCAAGAAGCAAGUGCUGGACAACAAGACUGUGAUAGAGAACAUACGCGAGCAUGAGAUCUCUAAGUCUUUUGCUGUGGGGAAAGUCUGCUACUCCUGUGAACUUGUCUGUAAAUAUUUUGCUGCCGGCAUUGACUUCAAUGCCAGAGACAGUAAAACAGGUGAGACGUUCCUGCACGCAUUGACAGACUACACCCACCUGUACCUGACUGCCAAUGGCACCCGCAUCAUGUACAUGUUGUCCACUAAGGUGGACAUUGAGGUGCCAGACCAGAAUGGUGACACUGUUCUACAUAAGGUUGUCAGGGUGCCUGGUGCCUGGAGAUGUAUUGUGGCUUUGAUGAGGUGUGGUGCUUGUCCUCUAAUUAAAAACAAAGCAGGUCGCACACCUGAAGAAGAAAUCCUGCACUUAAAGAACACAGGCUGGGAGGAAAACCUGCACUGGCUGAGAAAAUAUCACCCAGGUCUUUGGGCAGCUGUAAAGUCCACGACCCCUGACCCUGUGCUGAUAGAAAGGCUACUGAGGUACUGGUGCAGGACUGUUAAGAUCAUUGGACGCGAGACAGCCAACUUAAAGUGCCAAGUCCACCUGUGUGAGACCCACCUUGACACUGUGAUGCUGCUAGAGAAGUAUGAGAACACCAAUGAAAUGGCUCUAGCCAUGUUGAGUGGGAAGCUGCAGUUUGUUGGCAUGUGGAAGGCUGCAGAACACCUGCAGAAAGUGGACAUCAACACCAAAGACCACUCGUACCAGUUCUACUACAGGGACUACCCCACAGCGCCACGCCCACUUCUGGCGGCAGUCUGGGAGAUUAACCAGAUCCAGCUGGUGGAGGCGUUCAUGGAGCUGCACCCAGACACCUCGGUCAAGUACACGUUUGAGUCUGAGGCUGCCAGUCCACCCAAACCUCUGUUCUUUCAGCUUGUCAAUCCCAAGUUCCGGCCACAAGAUGAAGCCAUAACUGCCAGAAUUCUGCGUGACUCAGACCUGAGUAUCCGUAAUGUCCAUGGCCAGACGGUGUUGAUUGAGGCCAUGUGCAAUGGAGAGACUGAGGGGGUCAUUCAGGCCAUCCUCAACUCUGGGGUCAACAUAGCGGCCAGGGAUGCCCUGGGUAGGACGGCCAGGGACUACUGUGACAUCCUCAACCGUCUAGACUACCAGGAACUAAUAGACGGCCAUAUCAUGCACCUUAUCCAAGAGUGUGACAUAGUUCGCCUGGAGUCCCUGGUGCUACAGCUGUACGACCAUUUGCUGCCUGUCUCAUACAAGUGCAGCUUCAAGAGUAUUGUAAGGCAGAAGGGAUCCAAGCAACUCCAUGAAGUCUUUAAAAAUAUUACUGCUACACAGGCGCACGUGACCAAAUUAUUUUCACUUGUCAAGUCUGGCAACAGAGAGCAGCUGAUGAAGAACAUGAGUCGCAAGUACACAAACGCCAGGGACAAAGCUGGCAGGACCUUGCUCCACUACGCUGUCCAGCACUCAUCCGCCCAGCGGACAGUGGACAACUUCAGUAGCCAGGGGUCACUCAACACCAGGAACAAUAACCCAGACAGUAAUGGGGGGAUAAUUCUGAGUGACAUCAACUUGACAAAUAACGACCCUAACACCGCCAUCUCCAGCUCUGACACUGCUAGGCUUUACAACACAACCAAGGCCAACACUGGCCAAAAGAAAGAGUGUAGCUUCAGAAAACGCUUCUGUCCCAAGAAUGCAAACUUUACACAAGAUUAUGUCGGGAUUAUAAAGUAUUUAGUUCAAGAAUUUCCUGCCAUGUUGGGACAGAAAAACAAUCUUGGUCAGACACCACACCACUAUGCUUACAUCUACUCUGCUGACAAGGAAAUCCUAGAUCUGAUAGACAAAACUGGUUCCUGCGGACACCUCAAAGAUGUGUUUGACUUUGUACCAGAAGACUACGAUUGUUCACAGUGUGGAGAGCAGACAUUCAAUGUCAGACGGCGACCUGUUGUUGGGCUUGACCUUGACAUAUUUCUCACAGAGUCCAAUUUUGAGCAACGUUUUCAUGAGGCGAUAAAUACAGGGAACCUGGAUGAGCUGAAGAAGCUGGUGCCCCCACUACUGGAGCACAAGGGUGAGGCCAGGUUCAGCCAGGCACUCUUUGACUGCCUGGACGCUGGUCAUGUCAACCUGGCCAGUUUUCUGGUCCAGGAAGGAUUUCAUACGGAUAUUUCUAAACAGUAUGAAGUCUGUGACUCUGAUGACCCCAUGUGUGCCAUGAUGGAGUGCAGCCACGCCGUGACCUCAUUCAGACAGCGAGCCACAGAUGUCGGUGCCACAGACCUUGUCAGACUGAUGGACCAGUUACUGGAGAACAGGGUUGUCUAGGUCAGUUUAUAUAUAGCACAGUUUUUAAAGCAACAGCAGACAACCUUGGAGAAACUUGUAGACCUACAAACUAGUAGCCUCACCUUUUAGAAAAAAACAAUAGAUACAGUAAUAUAUUGCUAAUAGUCUUUGCUUUUUUAUUACUAGUCUAUGCAGGUCUACAAGAGAAAUCUGUACAUUUGUAAAGAAAAUAAAUGACGAUUAUCAUUGUUUUUUUAUGAUUAGAUCUUAGUUUGCUUUAAAAUUUUGUUAAUGUUACCUGCACAAAUAUUUUACCAAUGAAAAUGUAAAUUUAACAAAAAUAUAAUGCUUUUGCUGGAGUUGUUCUACAUUUACUUUUUAAAAAAAACUAUUUCUGGGUCGUAAAGAAAAUAUGCUAAACAACCAUGAGUAAUUUUUUAUAUUAUUACAUGUACACAACUCCUUGUAAUAUAUUGAAGUUAAUGUAAAAAUGUGUACAUUGUAAAAGCUUUUAAUGUUUCUAAAAUGUGUAUUGAUUAUGUAUCUUUUUAUUUAGAUUUUUAAAUGAAAAAAAACUUGCACAAAUAUAUUGAGCUGUUGAAAUCUUCAUACUCUGUUAUUUCUGCAUGAAAAUAAAUUGCAAAUUUUUGUUUCUACUCAUCUGGUGAUUUUAGUACUGUUACUUGAUAUGGUAAAAUUACUGUGGUUACCUGAUGUGAAAAAUGAUGUGUUGUUUCUAUUACCUUGUGAUCCAAUUUAACAGUGAUAAAGCCCUAAAAUAUGAUUGUUUUACACUGUAAAUUAUAUAUUUUUUAUCUCCCUUUACUUUAGAAAUCCAACUUGUAGUGUUUUCAUAUAUUAAAUGUAGUUAAAAAGAUUUGUUUAGUUCAUUUGUCAAAAUAAUUAAAGCUGGCAUAAUCUAAUAUAAAAUAUGUAUAUACAAGCUAAAGUUUAUGGCGAUUUUUCUUUUAAUUAAUGUUCAUUUAAAAUAUGCUUUACUUACAUUUUUACAUUUUUUUGCUAAUUGGUCAGAAGAGUGGUGCUUUAGUAGAGUAGCGCAUGUAAUUUCCACUGACCAUCUCUGGCUAUGGGUCAAACUAUUAACAUGGCUGUCCUGGCCAGCAUCACCACCUUCAUUAUCACCACUAUUGGUAUCAAUAUUGCCACUACCAUCUUUAAUCACCACUAUUGGUAUCAAUAUUGCCACUACCAUCUUUAAUCACCACCAUUGGUAUCAAUAUUGCCACUACCACCUCUAAUCACCACCAUUGGUCAAUAUUGUCACUAUCAUCUUUAAUGACAACAUCAUCCUUACCACCAGCUUCACCAUUAUCAUGAGCAUCACCUAGAUAUGUAUCAUCCACCUUUUUCUGUUGUCAAGUUAGGCACAACUCUAUCAACUCUUGCAGAAAAACAGCGCAGUCAAUGAACUCCACCAUCUCAUGUUAUACUGUAUUACUGUCCGUCUUUUCCACUGUUUUAUUGUCAGUCUUUACUGUAUAUGUCUGUUUUACUGUCAGUCUAUACCACUAUUGUAUUGUCAGUCUUUUCCACUGGUUUACUGUCAGUCUAUAUGUCUGUUUUACUGUCAGUCUAUAUGUCUGUUUUACUGUCAGUCUAUAUGUCUGUUUUACUGUCAGUCUAUAUGUCUGUUUUACUGUCAGUCUAUAUGUCUGUUUUACUGUCAGUCUAUAUGUCUGUUUUACUGUCAGUCUAUACUCUAUACGUCUGUUUUACUGUCUAUAUGUCUGCUUUACUGUCAGUCUAUAUGUCUGUUUUACUGUCAGUCUAUAUGUCUGCUUUACUGUCAGUCUAUACUCUAUAUGUCUGCUUUACUGUCAGUCUAUACUCUAUAUGUCUGCUUUACUGUCAGUCUAUAUGUCUGUUUUACUGUCAGUCUAUAUGUCUGCUUUACUGUCAGUCUAUACUCUAUAUGUCUGCUUUACUGUCAGUCUAUACUCUAUAUGUCUGCUUUACUGUCAGUCUAUAUGUCUGUUUUACUGUCAGUCUAUAUGUCUGUUUUACUGUCAGUCUAUAGGCCUGCUACUGUUUUACUGAGUUACUUUGUUGUCAUUUCUUUAUAGUUGAUUAAAGAAAAACAUUUCCCAUACAGUAGAACUUGUUGUUCAGUAAGUUAACAGUUUGUACAUUGCUGAUCAAACUAAAAAAAUAUUAAUAAAGUAGCUAAUUGAUAACUACAGAUAAAUUGUUUUUAUUCUUUUGACUAUGUAUUUGAGAUUGUAAUAAAUGAUACUACUUCAGGGAAUGGUUACUUAUACAAAAUAUUUUUUUUUAUUAUUUGUUUUCAUAUAUCACUAGCUCUUAUCAUAGAUUCAAAUACAACCACACAAAAAACAGCUGAUUUCAUACUUGUAGGUAUGCUGGCAUUAGAUUCUCUGCUUGACAAACCUCAAGUGCAGUCUAGAUUUUCAAAACGUUGUAAAAUACUAGAAAGUUGUAUUGUUAAGUUGAUUUUCGUUUGUUUAAAAAUGUGAAAUAAAUUUUUAAAAUAUG
Molecule: messenger RNA, 5085 nt
Organism: Physella acuta
Lineage: Eukaryota; Metazoa; Mollusca; Gastropoda; Physidae
Molecular function (GO): protein binding
Source: RefSeq, a predicted model, not a curated record